CCAACCCUCACAACACCGGCGCUGAUGCUUUACGACAUAUCUCCGCGACGAGCUAAGUGGCUAGCUGACUGACGGCUACGAUUAGACGAAGGAGCGGAGCUUAACGUCAACUAUCCGUUACCGGGCAAAUCCGCGCCUGACACACAGAGACAGCUGGGUCUCUCCCUCCCUCAGUGACCACAGAGAGGUCCGAGCCUCCGUCACCAUGACAGACAACAAGCGUCUCGCCUUCUCCAUCAUCCAGUUCCUCCAUGACCAGCUCCACUCAGGGAAUCUGACCUCGGGCGCCCAGGAGAGUCUGGAAGUUGCUGUUCAGUGUUUGGAGACGGCGUUUGAAGUUUCGACUGACGACCAGAGCCUCGCCGUGCCCAUGACGUUACCGGAGAUCUUCGCCUCGGCCACGGCCAAGCAUCCAGUUGAGUCGCAGGUCAACAACAACGCCACCCAAAACUCCCUCACUGAGGACCAGAGAGCCGAGGCAGAGGCGCUCAAAACUGACGGAAACGACCAAAUGAAGGUGGAGAACUUCUCUGCUGCUGUUGAGUUUUACUCAAAGGCCAUCGCCAUCAACCCCCAGAACGCCGUGUAUUACUGCAACAGGGCUGCGGCGUACAGUAAACUGGGGAACUACGCUGGAGCGGUGCAGGACUGUGAACGGGCCAUCAACAUCGACCCAAACUACAGCAAAGCCUACGGGAGGAUGGGUUUGGCGCUGGCCAGCCUCAACAAACACACAGAAGCAGCCAGCUACUAUAAGAAAGCUCUGGAGCUCGACCCCGACAACGACACCUACAAAGCCAACCUGAAGAUCGCAGAGGAGAAGAUGGAAACGUCCAGUCCGACAGCAGGGAUGGGAGGAGUAGAUCUGGCCGGUCUGCUCAGUAACCCCGGCUUCAUGAACAUGGCGUCGUCUCUGAUGAACAACCCUCAGGUUCAGCAGCUGAUGUCGGGGAUGAUGUCAGGAGCAUACGGCGGGGUGGGAGGAGGAGCAGCAGGAGGAGGAGGAGCAGGACUAGGAGCGGGACUGGGAGGACUGGGAGGACUAGGAGGACUAGGAGCAGGACUAGGAGGAGGAAGUGCGGCGGCCCCUGGAGCUGCUGGACCUGCUGCAGCUGCUGGACCUGCUGCAACCGGAGAUUUAUCAGGACUCAUCCAGGCAGGUCAGCAGUUUGCUCAGCAGAUGCAGCAGCAGAACCCCGAACUCAUCGAACAGCUGAGGAGUCAAAUCCGCAACCGAACGCCCAGCGCUGGAAACGAGGAGCAGCCAUGACACUCAGGUCAGUUCGCCCGAGGGCUGUUUCAGUCGGGGCGAUGCU
Molecule: messenger RNA, 1316 nt
Organism: Micropterus salmoides (largemouth bass)
Lineage: Eukaryota; Metazoa; Chordata; Actinopteri; Centrarchiformes; Centrarchidae
Gene: sgta
Product: small glutamine-rich tetratricopeptide repeat (TPR)-containing, alpha
Exons: 11
Coding region: 206-1270 (354 amino acids)
Biological process (GO): post-translational protein targeting to endoplasmic reticulum membrane
Cellular component (GO): TRC complex; membrane
Molecular function (GO): protein binding; molecular adaptor activity
Source: RefSeq, a predicted model, not a curated record